Messenger RNA from Schistosoma haematobium, 690 nucleotides. RefSeq lists its product as uncharacterized. The transcript has 8 exons. Bases 1 to 690 code for a protein of 229 amino acids. The record is from RefSeq and is a predicted model, not a curated record. Lineage: Eukaryota; Metazoa; Platyhelminthes; Trematoda; Strigeidida; Schistosomatidae.
AUGUGUAUUCCAUGGGAUACAUGGGUGAAAACUUGUGUAUUACCGGUAUGCAUACAGCCUAUACUAGUCCAGGAAAAAGGAUGGGAAGUUUUUACAGAAAUCGAGAGUGAAGAAACCAUAAUACCACGUACUAUAAAAAUUACUAAAGCACCACGUAAAGAAGAAACAACUCGAAAGUCAAGAGCAGAAGUUAAAGUUGAUAGAAGAGUUACAAGAACGACACCAGAAAAGGAAGAAGAUGAAGAGGAUGAGAAACCAAUACAGGAGAAACAUACUAAAAAGCCUAAAGAAGAAGAUGAUGAUGAAGGUCCAGGCAAAAAAAUUGGUGAAGAGGUUUCAAUAAAAUUACCUAAACAAGUUCGGAAGUCAAGUAAUUUACGUUAUUCUUCAUCAUAUAAUUUAUUAAUAGUUCCUUUAUCAUUAGAAUGCGACCCUUGCUUUGCCAAUCCUCGCCUUUACGUCUGCAUCUUAACCUCCUUGUUCAUCGAUGAUGCUUCCCAGGAUUCUCAUCUUGUAUUCUCUUCAUUCUCUAAAACAUUAAAACAAAACAAAACAAAGAUGCCAAAUUCUAUCUCAUAUAUACAUAGUUCCAUUUAUCAUUAUAAAAAGAGUUUUAUCGGUAGAAAUAGUGCUGGAUGUUCAAUUAUAACUUAUGAGAAGAGUCACCCUUAUUUUAAAUAUACACUAUAA